This is a messenger RNA of Trifolium pratense (red clover), 1588 nucleotides long. Its product is annotated as polygalacturonase-like. Lineage: Eukaryota; Viridiplantae; Streptophyta; Magnoliopsida; Fabales; Fabaceae. Gene Ontology annotation, molecular function: polygalacturonase activity. The record is from RefSeq and is a predicted model, not a curated record. The coding region runs from base 98 to 1288 and encodes 396 amino acids. Gene Ontology annotation, biological process: carbohydrate metabolic process. The transcript is spliced from 4 exons.
UUCACCACUUCUACCACUCCAUCUUUCCAACUUCUUAAUUUCUCUAAUCACCACAUACAUUAUAUAUAUAUUCAUCAUCAUUAACAUUUCACCCAAAAUGUUGAAGAAUAAUUCUAUUCCUUUUCUCUUCCUUGUCAUCACAUUAUUUUGUUGCUUGAAUUCCUCAACGGCGGCGUCAUCAUCAACAUACAAUGUAAUCAAAUUUGGAGCCAAACCGGACGGAAAAACUGAUUCCACAAAGGCAUUCCUCAAUGCUUGGACUAAAGCAUGUUCCUCCCCAUAUCCGGCAACAAUUUACGUUCCACAAGGGAAAUUUUUACUUGGGACAGCAACAUUUAGUGGAAAAUGUACCAACAAAGCUAUUUCAAUAACUAUUGACGGUACUUUGGUGGCUUCAUCUGAUUACCGGGUUUUUGGAAAAUCCGGUAAUUGGUUGACGUUUCAGCACGUUGAUGGGGUUUCAAUCCGCGGUGGCGUGCUUGAUGGCCAAGGGACUGCCUUGUGGGAUUGCAAAAAUUCAGGCAAAAGUAAUUGUCCAACUGGUGCCACGACACUGGAAUUUAGCAACUCCAAAAAUAUUAUGAUUAGUGGUUUGACAUCAAUGAAUAGUCAAAUGUUCCACAUAGCUUUCAAUGGAUGCGAAAACGUAAAAACCGAUGGUGUAAAAAUCACAGCGGCUGGAAACAGUCCUAACACCGAUGGUAUCCAUGUCCAAAAGUCCUCCCAUGUCACCAUCGUCAACUCCAAAAUUCGAACCGGUGAUGAUUGUAUCUCCAUUGGCCCUGGUACGAGUAAUUUGUGGAUUGAAAACAUUGCAUGUGGACCGGGACAUGGAAUAAGCAUUGGAAGCUUAGGAUGGGAAUUAAACGAACCAGGUGUACAAAAUGUGACAGUUAAAACGGUUACAUUCACAGGGACUCAAAAUGGUGUUAGAAUAAAAUCAUGGGGUAGACCUAGCAAUGGAUUUGUUAGGAAUAUUUUUUUCCAAGAUGCAAUUAUGGUUAAUGUCCAAAACCCAAUUGUGAUUGACCAGAAUUACUGCCCGGACAACAAGGGCUGCCCCGGUCAGGCAUCUGGAAUUAAAAUCAGAGAUGUAACAUACCAAAACAUUCAUGGAACAUCUGCAACUCAAGUAGCUGUGAAAUUUGAUUGUAGUUCAAAGUAUCCAUGCAAUGGGAUAAAGUUGAAGGAUGUAAAGCUUACUUACAAAAAUCAAGUAGCGGUAGCGUCGUGUAGCCAUGCCGGUGGAGCUGCGUUGGGUACAGUUCAACCAGAGAGUUGCUUAUAGAUUAAAUUUGCUAGCUAAAUUCACCCAAAAUAAUGAUUAAGAUUCUUGCUAUAUAGUCAAUUAAUUUAUACAAUGUAUCACUAUGUUGUAGUUUUUAGUUCAUUGCUUGACCUGAGGUGUUUGCGGCCUAACCAUUUGGGCCACAGGGAUGCCUGGUCUUGCAAUUGUUAUGGACUGGACUAUAUAGAAAAUACAAUUUUUUAUUACACAGUUGUAUUUCUACUAAUCAAUUUUACAUGCGUAUAUUUGUAAUAGAGAAAAUUAAGGGUAUAUGAGUUAUAUAAUAUUGGAAUUUUUAUA